AUGUGUUGCACGGCUUCUAUUUUACACCUCUGUUGCAUCUCCCUCGAUCGCUACUGGGCUAUCACAAAACCAUUUGUUUAUUCAGUGAAGAUGUCAAAUAGGCGUGUUGCCUGCAUGAUUAUCACAGUUUGGUUUUGCAGCGUUCUUAUAUCUUUCAUUCCUAUUUACCUUGGUUGGUUCACCGACAACCCGGGCACUCUUUACACUGACACAGGCAAGUGUGAUUUGGCUGUCAAUAAAAUCUACGCCGUCUUAUCAGCCAUGACAUCAUUCUACAUUCCUUUCGUUGUUAUGGUUUUCGCAUACGCGGCCAUCUUAAGAAUCGCCAACGUCCAGGCCAGUGCCAUCAAGAAAAGUAUCCCGCGUCACAGCUGUGCUGUGACUGGUCGACAAGAGAAACUAGAACAUUCUGCGAACGAUCGAAAAGCCCUACGGACAUUAGGAAUAAUUAUGGGUGUCUUUAUCGUGUCAUGGCUUCCUUUCUUCUUGAUGUAUAUGAUUCUUCCUUUCUGUGAAGACUGUCAAAUUUCUCCCAUGAUGAUAUCUAUCAUCACCUGGCUGGGAUAUGGAAAUAGCUGUAUGAAUCCUGUGAUAUACGCCUUCAUGAACAAAGAUUUCAGAUGGGCGUUUAAGAAAUUGCUGACGUGCUCUCUUUAG
This is a messenger RNA of Acanthosepion pharaonis, 657 nucleotides long. NCBI's taxonomy places the organism in Eukaryota, Metazoa, Mollusca, Cephalopoda, Sepiida, Sepiidae. The record is from the annotation of a GenBank genome assembly.